AUGGAAGAUGUGACCGAGGAGGAGAAAUCUCGGCGACAGUCCUGGUCUCAGGCAACCCCUGAUGAUGAUUGUGAGGAAAUCUCCGUUCUACGCGACCGGGAUGCCGACAAGACCUUACCUUUUGAUGCCGACGAUUCUCCGUUCCCUGAGGUACGGGCUGUCAUUCAGCCUGUCGAUGACCUAUCCCUUCCCGUGAAUACGAUUCGAAUGUGGACGAUCGGUCUGAUAUUUACUAUUGUGGGAAGCGGAUUGAAUCAGUUUUUCAGUCUACGACAACCGAGCGUUACUAUCAGUGCAUUGGUGGCUCAACUAUUGGCCUUUCCGGUAGGAUGUGCCUGGGCGAGAUGGGUGCCAAUUGGUGUGCUGAAUCCCGACCGACACUUCAAUAUCAAGGAGCAUGGACUGAUCACCAUUAUGGCUAAUGUCUCCAUUGGUUCCGCUGCUGCCACGCAAAUUAUCGAAGCGGUAGUCAAAUUCUAUGAUAUGCCUUCGCACGGAGGACUCGAAGUACUCUUGUGCAUAACUACACAACUUUUCGGAUUCGGUCUCGCUGGGAUGACAGUUCGUUGGCUCGUCACGCCCGCGUCAAUGAUAUGGCCGCAGGUACUGUCAAAUGCGGCGCUGUUGACAACUCUUCAUUCGCGAGAGAAUAUGAUGGCAGACGGUUGGAAAAUCAGCCGACUGAAAUUUUUCCUCAUUAUAUUCCUAGCGGGCGCUACCUGGUAUUUUGCGCCGGGGUAUCUCUUCACUGGCCUCAGUACUUUCAGUUUCAUUUGCUGGAUCGUGCCGUCAAAUGUCGUGGUGAAUCAGCUAUUCGGCCAGGUGACAGGUCUGGGAAUGUCAGUCUUGACUUUCGACUGGGCACAAGUGGUAUAUGCUAAUCAGAGCCCUCUGUUGGUGCCGUUUUGGGCUGGACUCAAUGUGAUGGGAUCAUUUGCUCUCUUCUUCUGGUUGAUUUGCCCUAUUCUCUACUAUACUAAUACCUGGUAUUCAUCAUAUUUGCCUCUUCUCAAUUCCAACACAUUCGACAAUACAGGUCAAGAAUACGAUACAUCGCGCAUUAUGAAUGAAAAUGGAUCAGUCGAUCCAGAUGCAUACCGGAACUACUCGCCGAUGUUCCUUCCAGCUGGAUAUGCGGUCACUUUCGGCGUCGCGUUCGCCAAUCUCACUGGUAUCCUCUUCCACAUUGGUCUAUAUCACGGAAAGGACAUGUGGGAACAAUGGAAGGGAACAAGCAAGUCUGAUGUUCACGCCCGAAUGAUGUCCAUGUACCCGCAAGUUCCUUCGUGGUGGUUUUUGGUAGUCACCAUUCUGAUGUUCGUCUUGAGUAUUGUGACGAAUGAAGUUUGGCAUACUGAUUUACCAGCGUGGGCUGUGUUGAUCGCUUUUCUACUACCGAUGGUCUAUUUUAUCCCUGUGGGUAUAAUUAAGGGAUCGACCAAUAUUUCAAGCAAUCAGUUGAAUUUGAUCACAGAAUUUAUUGGUGGCUAUGCAUUUCUUGGUCGGCCAAUGGCGAACAUGGUGUUCAAAUUUUAUGGAUAUGUUGCAAUUCAACAGGGACUAGAGUUCGUUGCCGAUAUGAAACUGGCCCACUACCUCCAUAUUGCACCUAGGUUGUUGUUUGUGGCACAGGGGUUAGCUACCUUAGUUGGAGCUAUUGUACAGUGCGGCGUGACAGUCUUCAUGAUUACUCGCAUUGAUGGAGUUUGCACAUCUGAUGCGGAGGGGAAUUUCAGCUGUCCCCAUGGCCGAGUAACCUACUCGUCAUCUCUUAUAUGGGGUCAAACCUAUAGCAAUCUACUUUGGUUCUUCCUCGUUGGACCGGUCGUCGUAAUCACCACUUACCUCAUCGGUCGCCGAUGGAAAGCUGUGAACUAUCUAUCUUGGCCGGUCGCCUUUGGUGCGAUGAGUCAGGUACCCCCUGCUACAGGUGUCAGCUUUUCAUCCUGGUGGGUGAUUAAUGCUAUUUUCAAUGGUUUCGUACGCCGCCACAAACCCGCUUGGUGGUCCAAGUACAGUGUGUUACCCCUUCUCCUACCGUAUCCUUGUUUCGCUACUGACGUCUACACCUCAGACUAUAUCUUGUCCGCUGCACUGGAUUGCGGCGUGGCCGUUUCUACUGUCAUCAUAUUUUUCUGCAUUACCCUGCCGGUUGGUUCUUUGAGCUGGUGGGGAAAUACUGUAUUUAGUAAUACUGCUGAUGGCCUAGGCACACCUUAUAAAGGCCUUCCGGCUAGAGGCUAUUUUGGACCUGAAAGAGGGACUUGGAGUUGA
Messenger RNA from Penicillium angulare, 2274 nucleotides. RefSeq lists its product as uncharacterized. Gene Ontology annotation, molecular function: oligopeptide transmembrane transporter activity. Bases 1 to 2274 code for a protein of 757 amino acids. Gene Ontology annotation, biological process: transmembrane transport. The record is from RefSeq and is a predicted model, not a curated record. The transcript is spliced from 5 exons. Lineage: Eukaryota; Fungi; Ascomycota; Eurotiomycetes; Eurotiales; Aspergillaceae.